CCGAAGUGCAACAUAAACAAAUUCGCUCCCUUCUCUCCUUCCACCAUCAUCUUCUCCCACCGCAAGGCCUGAGUCCGACGCGUACGGCGCGAAGCGUACAAGCACCUCGGCACUCUCACCCUCUUUCAACUGCAGAAUGAGGCUCCCGGUCCUCAUCUUCAUCAUACACCGCGCUCUCGCGUCGCCUUUCUACGCGCAGGUGGUCCCCGCGGGCGAGGAGGAAGCACCGAAAGGCUCCCCCGAGUUCUGGUGGAAGCUCGCGAUCAGCGCGGUGCUCGUUCUUGCGGGAGGAGUGUUCGCGGGUCUUACCCUUGGUCUCAUGGGUCUGGACGAGCUGCACUUGCGUGUCCUCUCCGCGUCGUCUGAUGACAUCAAGGAGAAGCGCAAUGCGCAGAAGGUCCUCCGCCUCAUGAGGAAGGGUAGACACUGGGUCCUCGUCGUCUUACUUCUCGGCAACGUCAUCAUCAAUGAAAGCUUGCCCAUCUUCCUCGACAGCGCUAUCGGUGGCGGACUAGCUGCAGUCGCGAUUUCCACUGUAGCCAUCGUGAUUUUCGGAGAAGUGAUCCCCCAAGCGCUUAGCGUUCGCUACGGUCUCGCCAUCGGUGCCGCCUGCGCGCCCUUCGUGCUCUGCCUCAUGUACAUCUUCUCGCCCAUCGCCUGGCCGACCGCCAAGCUCCUCGACUGGGUCCUCGGCAAGGACGAGGCGCACACGUACAAGAAGGCCGAGCUCAAGUCCUUCCUCCAGUUCCACCGCACAGGCGAGGAGCCCCUGCGGGACGACGAGAUCAACAUCCUGAACGGCGUGCUCGAGCUGAACAACAAGAAGGUGGAGACGAUCAUGACGCCGAUGCCGGAUGUGGUCACACUGGGGGCGGAUACGGUGCUGGACCACGAUAUGAUUGAGAAGAUUGUGCUGAGCGGCUACUCGCGCUUCCCGGUUCAUGAGCCUGGCAAGCCAGACUCGUUCAUCGGUCUGCUGCUCAUCAAGAAGCUCUUGCAGUACGAUCCUGCGCAAGGACUUCCUGUCUCCUCGUUCCCGCUGUCGAUCUUGCCGGAGGCGCAUCCGUCUAUCAAUUGCUUCCAGGCCCUCGACUACUUCCAAACCGGCCGCGCCCACCUCCUACUGAUCAGCAACACCCCCGGCAAGGCCGGCGGCGCGCUCGGCGUCGUCACCCUCGAGGACAUCAUCGAAGAAAUCAUCUCCGAAGAGAUCGUCGACGAGACCGACCGCUACGAGGACAACCUGCACAAGAAGCGCGCGCGCAGGCAGGGCACGGCCGCGAUCAUGCGCGGCAUCGUCGAGCGCCACAUGUUGCGGAAGACGUCGCUCGCGAGGAUCUCGGAGGGCUCGCCGUUGUUGGGCGCGUCGUCGGUGGGCGGGACGCCGCCGGAGGGGUCGCCGUUGUUGAAGAAUGACCCGUCGCUGCAUGGGGCGUCGAGCUUGCGCCAGGCGACGGCGCGGCAGUCGUUGUUGCGCCAGGACUCGUCGGUGAGCAGUAGUAGCGGGACGGCGACGCCUGGAAAUGGGGAAGCGAACGCGCGGUACAUGUACGGCGCGGUGAGCGAGUCGCCGAGGGAGCAAUAACGGGGUGUGGUGUGGGUGGACGGCCGUGGAGAAGGCAGGCAAAGAGGGAGGAAGGGCAAGAUACCAAGGAGGACGUUUCUUGAAGUUUUUUGUUAAAUUAUUGUCUACCUUGUCGCAUCGUAUCUAAUGCAUGUCCAUCGUUGUUUUGGAAAGGA
This is a messenger RNA of Schizophyllum commune H4-8, 1740 nucleotides long. Its product is annotated as DUF21-domain-containing protein. The record is from RefSeq and is a predicted model, not a curated record. The coding region runs from base 137 to 1585 and encodes 482 amino acids. Gene Ontology annotation, biological process: magnesium ion homeostasis. NCBI's taxonomy places the organism in Eukaryota, Fungi, Basidiomycota, Agaricomycetes, Agaricales, Schizophyllaceae. The transcript has 11 exons. Gene Ontology annotation, cellular component: intracellular membrane-bounded organelle.